Molecule: messenger RNA, 837 nt
Organism: Penicillium verrucosum
Lineage: Eukaryota; Fungi; Ascomycota; Eurotiomycetes; Eurotiales; Aspergillaceae
Product: Oxidoreductase 2OG-Fe(II) oxygenase family
Exons: 5
Coding region: 1-837 (278 amino acids)
Source: RefSeq, a predicted model, not a curated record
AUGGCUGAAAACUUCACGUCUAUCCCUACUAUCGAUUUUUCCCAGGCAAGUCAUGCAACGACGAAGCCUGCUUUCUUGUCUGAGCUUCGGAAUGCCCUGGUUAAACAAGCACUUCCGGGAUACAGUGGAGUUGCGGUCGAAAAAACGGCAACAGUGGCCGACCAGCGUGAAGCAUUUAUCUGUACUGAUGAAACCCCGGCCCCUGGUCCUGAGGAGCCAGAAUAUCGUAACCUGCGGGAUCCAAAUCUGUGGCCGGACGAAAUAACCGCCCCCGGAUUCCGUGCGGCUGUAGAAGCGUAUCUUACUGACCUUCGGCAAUUAUCCGACCAGUUCAAGUUCUUAGUCGCUGAAGCGCUCGAUAUCGAAACCGAGGCUAUGGGAUCAUCCCACCAGGGUCUAGAAGUCCAGAACAAGGCAGGAACUUGGAUCCCGGUUCCCCCUGUACCUGACACACUCGUCAUAAAUAUUGGCCUCAUAUUCGAGUCUCUGACCGGCGGAGUGUGUACGGCCACCACUCAUCGAGUUGAUCUUCGGAAGAGAAACUACAUUGAUAACCACGGCAAUUCUCUGGGCCCUCGUCUCUCGUUCGCGUUUUUCCAGUCGUUGGGUCUUGACCUUAGGCACGAGGAUGUGUCCUUGAACGUUCCAUCGCAUAUCGCUGACUUGGUCAAGGAUGAGAAGGUCAAGUCAGACGCGGAGACAUUCUUGGCGAAAGACUCUGAGGGAUGUUUGGGUCGCACCAUUUUCACUGGCACAUUGACGACCCAUACAGAUAUUGGAGAGAGGUGGUACCCAGGCUCCCUGGCGAAAGCACUGGAGAGACAACGGAGGGGGUGA